CAGACGCGGUGCAGAAGCAGGUUGGUAUGCACCUUGAUGUUCUGCGGUAGUGCACACUGUUUAGGACAAACUGUAAUUUCACCGUCUUGCUUGUGUUCUCACGCAUCUGCUUUCGUAUUACAUUGAAGAUCAGAUCAUCUUUGUGAGGCUCUGCAGCGUCAACUAAAAUUGAAAAUGAGCAACAAGGUAAACUAUCUGCCACCUGCAGAUGCACCCCAAGGGCAUUUCUGAUCCACAGCCCCAUGGGCACUACUACAAUUAACACUGUGGCAUACAGCAGGUCAGCCACCAGGGAGAGACUCGUCAAGACCUGGUGACAGACGGAGUCUACAUCACGAUGGCUCCCUCUGGGACGUGCUAGGUCUCGACGGGUUCUCUGGGAAGGACUAAUUAUGGUUGAUGCUAUCACCAACAAUGCCGAAGAUCCAAGCCAACCUCAUGCAAAUGUAGACCCUGAAAUUCAGGACAGUGCAAGAGAAGACAGAAAUGAACUUCCCCCAGGGGCCAAGGAUGUUGAACUUAAAAGCAAAAAACAAGAGGCAAAAAGGCCUAGUACUACUCCAGAACCAACCAAACAGCCCUCUCCAGCUGCUGUUAAAGCAACUGAAGAUGCUGUCAUCAAGGAGGCCAGAGACUCAACAGGUGAAGAUCCAAACCCGCUUCAUGCAGAUAUAGACACUGGAGUUCAAGAUAGUACAAGAGAAGACAAAAACAAACCUCCUGCAGUCCCCUGGGAUUUAAAACUUCAAAGCAAAACUACAGAGACAAGUAAGCCCACUAUUCCAGAAGAGACUAGUCAGCCCUCCCCAGCUGCUGCAACACUUGAAGAUGCGACUAACGAGGCUACUGAUGAGGCUACUAACGACGACACUGUAUUUCACAACCUUACAAGAGCAGAUGGAAACCAUCCCCCAGCCCCCAAGAAUGUUGAACAUGAAAGCAAAACUAAAGAGAAAAAUAGGACUACUGCUCCAGAGAUAACCAACCAGCCCCGCCCAGCUGCAGCACAAACACCUGCAGAUGCUGUUAACGAUGCUGACGAACGUCCUCCAGGUCCCAAAAACUCUGUGAAUACAAGGCAACCUAAACAGGAAACUAAACUUUUCUUUCUGUUGCAGCAGGACUAUCAAACAAGGUCGACGAUGGACAAAUUCUUCACUGUAGUGACUGGGAAUACUCUGGGGUCUCAUGAGGAAUUAAUUCAUCGUCUCGCUGCCAAAAGACACUUAACUGAAGUGACGUCACUAGAGGAGAGUGAUGUCAUCCUGGCAUUCUGUCCCAUUGUCUCUCGUGCUGGGACUGAUGUUGAAGCAGCACUGCAGCAGAUUCCAGCUGGUAAACCAGCCAUUCUGGUAGUGCUGCAUCACACCUUCAACUCAGACUACACUGUACCUGACAGUAGCAGACUAGUGACCAGAGAGGAUGUAAUACUCACAGUGGACUGUCUCUUCCAUGAGAGCAAAGGACUACUGGAGUGUCCUCGCAAUAAAGAAGCAAUUAGAAAGAUUCUGGACAGGCCAGAAAUACAGCCAAAGACAGAUGCUGUUAACGAUGCUGACAAAUGUCGUCCAGGUCCCAAAAACUCUGUGAAUACAAGACAACCUAAACAGGAAACUAAACUUUUCUUUCUGUUGCAGCAGGACUAUCAAACAAGGUCGACGAUGGACAAAUUCUUCACUGUAGUGACUGGGAAUACUCUGGGGUCUCAUGAGGAAUUAAUUCAUCGUCUCGCUGCCAAAAGACACUUAACUGAAGUGACGUCACUAGAGGAGAGUGAUGUCAUCCUGGCUUUCUGUCCCAUUGUCUCUCGUGCUGGGACUGAUGUUGAAGCAGCACUGCAGCAGAUUCCAGCUGGUAAACCUGUCAUUCUGGUAGUGCUGCAUCACACCUUCGAUCCAGACUACACUGUACCUGACAGUAGCAGACUAGUGACCAGAGAUGAUGUAAUACUCACAGUGGACUGUCUCUUCCAUGAGAGCAAAGGACUACUGAAGUGUCCUCGCAAUAAAGAAGCAAUUAGAAAGAUUCUGGACAGGCCAGAAAUACAGCCAAAGACAGGUAAGCCUGCUGCUCCAGAGAAGACCAGACAGAUCCUCCCUGCUGCUUCAAAUCCACCUGAAGAUACUACUAACAAGGACAGUGGAGUUUACGACUCCACAACAAACAGAAUCAAACAUCCCCCAGGCCCCAAGAAUGCUGAAAAUAUGUUGAGGAUGAAGAAAUUCUUCACUUUUGUGGCUGGGAAUACUCUGGGGUCUCAUGUGGAAUUCAAUCAUCGUCUCAAUACGAAAAGAGGUCUGACUGAGGUGAUGUCACCAGAGCAGAGUGAUGUCAUCUUGUCUUUCUGUCCCAUCGUCUCUCGUGCUGGGACUGAUAUUGAAGCAGCACUGCAGCAGAUUCCAGCUGGUAAACCUGUCAUUCUGGUAGUGCUGCAUCACACCUUCAAUCCAGACUACACUGUACCUGACAGUAGCAGACGAGUGACCAGAGGUGAUGUAAUACUCACAGUGGACUGUCUCUUCCAUGAGAGCAAAGGACUACUGAAGUGUCCUCGCAAUGAAGAAGCAAUUAGAAAGAUUCUGGACAGGCCAGAAAUACAGCCAAAGACAGGUAAGCCUGCUGCUCCAGAGAAGACCAGACAGAUCCCCCCUGCUGCUUCAAAUCCACCUGAAGAUACUACUAACAAGGACAGUGGAGUUUACGACUCCACAACAAACAGAAUCAAACAUCCCCCAGGCCCCAAGAAUGCUGAAAAUAUGUUGAGGAUGAAGAAAUUCUUCACUUUUGUGGCUGGGAAUACUCUGGGGUCUCAUGUGGAAUUCAAUCAUCGUCUCAAUACGAAAAGAGGUCUGACUGAGGUGAUGUCACCAGAGCAGAGUGAUGUCAUCUUGUCUUUCUGUCCCAUCGUCUCUCGUGCUGGGACUGAUAUUGAAGCAGCACUGCAGCAGAUUCCAGCUGGUAAACCUGUCAUUCUGGUAGUGCUGCAUCACACCUUCAAUCCAGACUACACUGUACCUGACAGUAGCAGACGAGUGACCAGAGGUGAUGUAAUACUCACAGUGGACUGUCUCUUCCAUGAGAGCAAAGGACUACUGAAGUGUCCUCGCAAUGAAGAAGCAAUUAGAAAGAUUCUGGACAGGCCAGAAAUACAGCCAAAGACAGGUAAGCCUGCUGCUCCAGAGAAAACCAGACAGAUCCCCCCUGCUGCUUCAAAUCCACCUGAAGAUACUACUAACAAGGACAGUGGAGUUUACGACUCCACAACAAACAGAAUCAAACAUCCCCCAGGCCCCAAGAAUGCUGAAAAUAUGUUGAGGAUGAAGAAAUUCUUCACUUUUGUGGCUGGGAAUACUCUGGGGUCUCAUGUGGAAUUCAAUCAUCGUCUCAAUACGAAAAGAGGUCUGACUGAGGUGAUGUCACCAGAGCAGAGUGAUGUCAUCUUGUCUUUCUGUCCCAUCGUCUCUCGUGCUGGGACUGAUAUUGAAGCAGCACUGCAGCAGAUUCCAGCUGCUAAACCUGUCAUCCUGGUAGUGCUGCAUCACACCUUCAAUCCAGACUACACUGUACCUGACAGUAGCAGACGAGUGACCAGAGAUGAUGUAAUACUCACAGUGGACUGUCUCUUCCAUGAGAGCAAAGGACUACUGAAGUGUCCUCGCAAUGAAGAAGCAAUUAGAAAGAUUCUGGACAGGCCAGAAAUACAGACAAAGGAUGAUGAGGUCUGGGAACUAAUCAGAGAAGAAGAAGCCAGUGAUGCCCCUGAGCAGGAAAACCUGGAGGCAAGGACAAUGAGUUUGGAAGAGCAAAUCAGGGACCUCUCACCAUUUGCAGCAUCUACCCUUGCAAGAGCUGGAAUUAAAGAGGACAUUGAUAUUCAAGAGUUAACAAGAGAUGAUCUGAACGAACUUCUGCCAGGCCUUGAGCAUUUCAAACUUAGGAAGAAGAUCAGUGAACUUCUAACCCAAUCUAAACAGGACACAGCUAAACCUAUCGAUUUAAUUCUUAACGAGUUUAGGAAAUUCCUUCCAGCUGUUGUCAUGAAGAAUGCACUUGUUCCUGGGGGGGUGUUACAUGGCUACGUCCCUAUUCUUAAAGAUUUGGAGAAGCAGCUGGCCAAAGCCCUGCACUUAAUUCAGGCACACGUUGAACUGCUUGAGAGCUACAAUGAAGAAGAGCCCAUGGAGGCUGAGGGCAAUGCUGUGUCCCCAUCAGCUGACUCUGCUACAGCAGGAAACCAGCUAUCCAAUGUUGCAGCCUUAGGUGCUGUAGAGAGCCAACCCAAACGACCAAGAAGAGAUGUGCCUCUUACCACUGGUGGGCAGAACAGCCAAAACUUCAAGAAAACCCCAGAUGAGACCUCAAAAUCAUACCUUCCAUGCACUUCAAGAGCAGCUGCUGUUGAGCCAUCUGCAACAUCCUACAAAGAUAGGUCCUCAUCCGUAGCUGGUACCAUCCAGGCCCCAAAAGAAAAGGAAGGAAAAGAACCUGGAAGUUGGUGGAAGAACAUCAUUCCUUUCAGUGGAUUCGGAGGAAAUGAAACAAAACAUUUGCCGGCAGUUAAAGUCUAUUCACAAGUGUGUGGAAAAACCCUGAACACUCACGUUGCACUCAUGAAACAAGUGGAUGAUCUGGGACUUAAACGAGAGGAGACCAGUGUAGAGGACUGCCAAGUCAUAAUGGUCUUCUGUCCUGUUAUAUCUUGUGUGGGAACUGACAUUGAGGCUGCCAUGAGCCAAGUUCCAGGUAACAGAGAUGCCAUUCUAGUGGUGAUGCACCAUACUUUUGAUAACUGCUUUGUCACAAGCCAGAGAUCUGCAUCUCACUACAAAAACGUAGUAGAGAAAGUUAAUGUUCUCUUCCAUGACUCUGUGGGACUUCUGCAGUGUAAAACAAAUGAUAAUGCAGUGACUCGCAUACAUAAGGCCUUACAGAAAUACAACAGCAGUACUUAGACAUUAUUAAGUGCCUCAUUGUGGCAACACAAAGAAAGUGUCUGAAGUCUGUAACAAGAUAACGCCACCAACAUGAUUUAAAAAUCUACAAUUCUACAACUUCCACCCAGGGCGUUGGUGACUCAUUCUAGUUUAGAAUAAAUCAUAUCACAGUCUGUAGUGAGCCAAAUGAAAGAUUAUCUUGAUUCUCAAUAAGUACAAAACUAGACUUCUCCCUGUAGAACCUUUGGUGUGAGUGAAUCUUUGAAGAUAAGAUACCUCAUAUGUAUUUGUGAAUUUCAGCUUGUUCUACUUUUAGUAUUAGAAGCACUUUUCGUUUGAGGUGGUUCCUACUUUGUUACAUUAUGCCUCAAUCAUCAGAGAUUGAACAGUUGUACCUACAGUAUCAUGAGAAUGUUUAGUCUUAUUCUAUGAGAAUAAAUCAAGUACAAGUGUUGCAUAAAAUAUUGAAUAACUACGUAAUAAUGAUAUUGAUAAGAUUUUUCCUCCAAACUCUUCUGAUAUCAAUAGACUUAUUCAUUUGUGUUGAGGAAUUUCUGUCUCUGCAGAUGGACUAAUAAAAUCUAUUCCAAAGCUGAAUAACAAAAUAAAGUUCUUAUUUUCAUAAAUAAAAAGAGUACACAUGCAACAUUGAUUAGAACAAGUCUUGAGUCAAAUAUUUAAUAUUUUCAUAUCAUAACACUAAGAAUGUCAUUGAUUAUAAAAAUUCUGCUGAUCAAUAUAAAAGAUACUUAGCGGCAUUCAUUUCUAAACAUCCUUCUAGAAAUACUAUUAGGCACAUUUGCAUUUAUAUUCACACAACAUAAGUGAUUUUGAAUCACCUUUCUCUUGCCUCAACAGUCUUUCCAUCACAAAGUAAAGACAGGCUUUAAUGACAAAAAAGAAGAAGUUAGUUUUGUCAACUGAUGCAAAACCUGCUGUUAAUAAAGGACUCCAAUGUCAAAAUGUCAUAAGCCCACCAGGCCACAAGAACAACAUUUUGGUGCCAAAACACUCCAUUUUGGUUCUACAGGCCCAUGGUAAAGUAGAUCAGUCUUUGAGAAUGCAUUAUCUUAUUUACUCAGUCACUGGAAGUAAUACCUUGUCCCAUGAUCCAUCCAUCAACCAUCACCUCGCAGCAGUACCGUAAUUUCCGGACUAUUAAGCGCACCUGAAUAUAAGCCGCACCCACUGAAUUAAAUUUUUUUUUUUUACAU
This is a messenger RNA of Salmo salar (Atlantic salmon), 6148 nucleotides long. NCBI's taxonomy places the organism in Eukaryota, Metazoa, Chordata, Actinopteri, Salmoniformes, Salmonidae. The record is from RefSeq and is a predicted model, not a curated record.